Molecule: messenger RNA, 3352 nt
Organism: Monopterus albus (swamp eel)
Lineage: Eukaryota; Metazoa; Chordata; Actinopteri; Synbranchiformes; Synbranchidae
Gene: colq
Product: collagen-like tail subunit (single strand of homotrimer) of asymmetric acetylcholinesterase
Exons: 17
Coding region: 238-1782 (514 amino acids)
Biological process (GO): extracellular matrix organization
Molecular function (GO): extracellular matrix structural constituent conferring tensile strength
Source: RefSeq, a predicted model, not a curated record
UAGAGAUCUCAUAUUGGCACCCGAAGCAGCUGGCGGGCUGUCUCCUUUAAUUUUAGCGCACACUGAUGGGGAAGAAAGAUUUAAUGGUCAUUGGUCAGCAUACCCUCUUCUGAGGGCAUAAAGGAGCGAGAGCAGAGAGGGAGGGGAGCAGAGGGACAGGACACUGAGGAGAGAGACGGGCAGUGUGAGAGGGCUGCUGUGGAUCAGAAAUAAAGUCAGCCUACUAUCUGGAGCAGCAUGACUCUUUUAACACUUGGACUGUAUCUGCCACUGUGGUUCUGUUACGGCCUGGCUCAGUCCUCUUAUCUGGAUAGCAUUAUUUCAUUCCCAGCAGCUCUCAGUUCCCAGGAGCAGCAGAGGAGAUUCAACCCAUGCUGUUUAGUGGGUCCACCUCCACCCCCACUGUUUCCUCCACCCCCUUCACUUUGGCGCCGCCACACUCAUAAUGAAGGCGUUUCAUUAAAUGGUGCUGAGUCUGGGCCGGGCAAUAAUAACAAUGGUUCUGCCUGCAACCGUGGCCCCCCUGGGGCUGCUGGUACCCCCGGUCCUCAGGGUCCUCCUGGAUUACCUGGGAUAGCAGGGCCUAAUGGGGAAAAGGGAGAAAUUGGAAGACCUGGGCAAAAGGGUCGGACAGGUCCUCCUGGACUUCCUGGGAAGCAGGGACCAACUGGAUGGCCAGGACCAAGUGGGCCCAAAGGUGAGAAAGGUGACUCGGGGCUGAUGGGAUUGCCUGGUGCCAGAGGACCAAUUGGGCCAAGGGGUUUACCUGGGUAUAAAGGGCAAAAGGGUUCUCAAGCUGAUCGUGGUGACAGUGGAGUGAAAGGUGACAAGGGUGCAAUGGGUUUCCCAGGAAUGCUUGGACAAAAAGGUGAAAUGGGUCCGAAAGGAGAACCUGGAAUCUCAGGAAACAGAGGACCCACUGGCCAACCAGGGAAGAGAGGCAAGCAGGGAAUUAAAGGUGACCCAGGCAGUAUUGGUCCCAUGGGACCAGCAGGCCCGCAGGGGCCUCCAGGCCAUCCUGGUUCUCCUGGUUCUUCUACCACAGGUCUUUACAUGGUUGGAGCAAAGGGUGCACGUGGUCCACCAGGGCCUCCUGGAAAGUGUAGCUGCAGCUCUCUCACUAGUUCUCCAUUUGAUGAUUAUCCUUCCAGAGGGAACUAUCCCAAAGUACCAGUGAUAUUCAUUGUGAACAGUGAUGAAGAGCUGGAGCGCCUUCGCACAGAUAACGCUCUCGCAUUCCGCAAAGACCAGAGAUCUCUUUAUUUCAAAGACACUGAUGGUUGGCUGCCCAUCCAGACUUUUCCAUUCCAGAUGAGUCCAUUCCAGUCCAUGGAAAAUGCACCUGAUGAUGGCUACUGUGGUGAUGGGAUAUGGCAGAUUUCCCGUGGGGAGGAGUGUGAUGACGGGAACGGAGUCGUCACUGACGCAUGCGUCAGUAAGUCACCUGUCCGUGUUACAAGUGUAAACAUGCCUACUGUGGAGAUGGAUACCGCUAUGAGGGAGUGGAGGAGUGUGAUGGAAAAGACUUUGGAUACCAGACAUGUAAUUCAUAUCUUCCAGGGUCAUAUGGCCACCUUAAGUGCACACCAUACUGUGUUAUUGACUCCACAAACUGCAAGUACUUCACAUGAGAAGGAAGCUGGGCAAUGCAGCAGGAUCUUCUGUGCGUUGUUUGCUUCGCAGAUACCAGGAAUAUGCAAAGAAAAAAAAAAAAAAAAAAAAAAAAAAAAAAAAAAAGCUCCAAGCAAGAGACUCUGGAGGAAGAGGAAGGCGAUGAUUUAAAAGAACAUAUAAUUCGUCUGUACUGCUGCUGAAAUGCCACGUAGCUCCUAAGAGUCAGUCAAUGGAAACCUUCACCUACACAUAUGAAAUGCACAGGACGACUUAGGAUUGGCCUCAUCACCACGCCCGACUGGACUGGAACAGCUGCGUGACAGCCAUGCAAAGACUUAAGUGCCAGUAAGAGAUGCUGCAGAGGAGCUGGGCCUGGGCUGUAUUAAUUACCCAAUUUACCCAGAAACUGUUAAGAGAGCCAGUAGGACAACCAGAUCCGCAGCCCCGGGUACUCUUCUGCAGCAUAAGUGACAGUGCACAACAUUUGCAUGAGGCUUUGAUUACUAAUCCCAGCUGUUACUCAGUCAUGUAGCCUUUGUAUUAUUGCCACAACAAGAUUCGUACUGUAUACUUUCACUAUCACAUCAGUUUCAUUUGUAUUGAUAAAACCAGACAAGCAUUAAGGUCAACGUGUAGGUUAGGGAUGGCGCUACAAGUGGAUAUGGUGCCUGAAUUAUGCACUUGUAAUAUUUCAGUGAGACUGUUAUACCAGGAGGCCACACUUGAAGUCUCCCAGCUCCUGGGACUCUUCAAAGGCUGACUUCACUUUAUUAGCUUGUGGUGGUACUGCCUACUUGACAGGGACAUCCAGAGUCUGGACAAGGUUUCAGAAAUUCAAAAACUUCUCAGGAACCAACAGGUAAUGUAGCUCCACACUGCUGGAACAGGCGUCCUCCACUAAUCUCUAAAUGACAGUGACUGUACACUGAGGCACACAGGUAAAACGUGCACUCCGGUAGGUUUGAUCCAGUUGCUUCCCUGUGCUUCGAUGAGAAACUAAAUCUACUGUUUGUGAAGGCUUGAAACUGUUAUGUUCUUAAUUUUCUCACUGCACAGAAAAGGCUGGGAUAGUCUGUAGCUGCUAAAGGGGGAGGAAUUUCAAUUCCAGUCUGUUCUAUGAUCAUUACUGUAUUUACUCUAAUACCUCUCUAUUCAGUCUUUGUCUUACACUAUAUACAGCAACAGAGAAACUCAGCAGUAAACUUAGUGUAGAUGUAGUCCGCUGUGCGUUGGGCACCAGCGAGGAAACUGUCGAUAUAAGCUGACAUGUUCCAUAAGCUACUGUACAAGUCGCAGUGCCAAGGGAGACCUUUUCUCAGCCAUACUUAGAUGUAGUCAGGUGUUACAAAGCGAUUCUUCUGUAAAAGCAAUCGCAAGAUAAACUGUUGUAUAGUUGUCUGCAUGCUUGUGAUACUGUGCUAAUGAGUGUUAAACACUUCCAUUGUGUCAAACAUCAUUCUGUAAAUUAUGACAUUCAUCAGCAUAGCAGGUGUCUUAACAAAAGGCAAGUGUAGCGACAGUGAGUACAAUGUGUAUGACACACCCGAUAGUGAUGAAUUGGGCCGUGCACAAAGCUGAAAAACAUUGACUGUGGCCUGUGCUGUAUCCUGUACUGUGUAUGCACAACAAUGCUGAAACAAAGACAUGCAUGUGGUAACGUACUGUUAAGGCAUUUUGAAAUGUAUUGAUUGCAAUAGUGAAAGUUCAUUUUGUUUCAUUCUGAUAUGAUUUAUAUAGU